AGGGAGGGAACCGGGAAGGGCCCGCAGACCAGACGCUGAGCGCUCCGGUGCGCAGCGCCCCACGCAGCCGGGACCCGGCGCCGCUCUGCGCGUGGAACCGCCGCGCGCUCCCGGCCUCGGGAGCUGAGCUCGAGAGAACUUCGCUGCCUUCGGGUCGCCGCUCCCGCUUUCCACUGUGGAAUGUGCAGCUUGGGAUAAAGAGAAACCAGGGUUUGGGGAGCGGUCCUCCUGGAGACUUUCUCUCCGCAGGUCUCCAAGGUUAAGCAAUUCUGACCCACUGGAAUUCCCAGAGCCUGGGAGUUAAGCCUAAAACGCUCUGUUGCUUUAAGCGGCGCGGUGGGGAGUCGCUGGACACUCCUUAUUUUGGUUUUACAUUAAAAAGAAGGCGGACGAGAAGAUGUUGUAGGUGACUUCCUAGCUGUGUUAUGUUGCUCCUGGGCUGUGAAUGGUGUUAAUUUCUGAAGUGGGCGGCUCCAAAAACUUAACAAGGAAAGCUUAGGUAACGGAGGCCUUGGAAGGAGACUCUGCGUCAGGUCACCCAGCAGAGAUCAGCAAUCCUUGGCUCACUGAGGAGGUUUGGAUUUGCCUUAAAGGACACGCCAAAAAUUGAACAGAGAAAUCCCAAGGAAGCUGCCUGAAUUCGCCUGUAUACUCUCGUUCUGCAUCUUAUAAAGGACCAGACAAAUCACAUUCGUGGUUUUGGUUUCCGCCAGCUGUGGAUGCCUUUUACAUUAUGACCGCAGAGGAUUCCACCGCAGCCAUGAGCAGUGACUCGGCCGCCGGGUCCUCGGCCAAGGUGCCCGAGGGCGUGGCAGGCGCGCCCAACGAGGCGGCACUGCUGGCGCUGAUGGAGCGCACGGGCUACAGCAUGGUGCAGGAGAACGGGCAGCGCAAGUACGGCGGCCCACCGCCGGGCUGGGAGGGCCCGCACCCGCAGCGCGGCUGCGAGGUCUUCGUGGGCAAGAUCCCGCGCGAUGUGUACGAGGACGAACUGGUGCCCGUGUUCGAGGCUGUGGGCCGCAUCUACGAGCUGCGCCUCAUGAUGGACUUCGACGGCAAGAACCGCGGCUACGCCUUCGUCAUGUACUGCCACAAGCACGAGGCCAAGCGCGCAGUGCGCGAGCUCAACAACUACGAGAUCCGCCCGGGUCGCCUGCUAGGCGUGUGCUGCAGCGUAGACAACUGCCGCCUCUUCAUCGGCGGGAUCCCCAAGAUGAAGAAGCGCGAGGAGAUCCUGGAGGAGAUCGCCAAGGUCACCGAGGGCGUGCUGGACGUGAUCGUCUACGCCAGCGCGGCAGACAAGAUGAAGAACCGUGGCUUCGCCUUCGUGGAGUACGAGAGCCACCGCGCGGCUGCCAUGGCUCGCCGCAAGCUCAUGCCCGGCCGCAUCCAGCUGUGGGGCCACCAGAUCGCCGUGGACUGGGCCGAGCCCGAGAUCGAUGUGGACGAGGACGUGAUGGAGACGGUGAAGAUCCUCUACGUGCGCAACCUCAUGAUCGAGACCACAGAGGACACCAUCAAGAAGAGCUUCGGCCAGUUCAACCCUGGCUGCGUGGAGCGCGUCAAGAAGAUCCGCGACUACGCCUUCGUGCACUUCACCAGCCGCGAGGAUGCCGUGCACGCCAUGAACAACCUCAACGGCACUGAGCUGGAGGGCUCGUGCCUGGAGGUCACGCUGGCCAAGCCCGUGGACAAGGAGCAGUACUCGCGCUACCAGAAGGCAGCUAGGGGUGGCGGUGCGGCCGAGGCGGCGCAGCAGCCCAGUUACGUGUACUCCUGCGACCCCUACACGCUGGCCUACUACGGCUACCCCUACAACGCGCUCAUCGGGCCCAACAGGGACUACUUCGUGAAAGCAGGCAGCAUAAGAGGCCGAGGGCGAGGUGCAGCUGGCAACAGAGCCCCGGGGCCCCGGGGUUCCUACCUCGGGGGAUAUUCUGCUGGCCGUGGUAUAUAUAGCCGAUAUCAUGAAGGGAAAGGAAAGCAGCAAGAAAAAGGAUAUGAACUUGUGCCGAAUUUGGAAAUCCCUACCGUCAACCCAGUUGCCAUUAAACCUGGUACAGAAACUCAUGAACAUUUGUCUUUGAUGUGCACUUAUGCCAUUUUCUCUCAGGGACUUGAGCAUCUGAGGAUUUUGGUAUCCAUGGAAGUCCUAGAGCCAAUCCCCUGUGAGGAUACUGAGGGGCAACAGUAUUUCAUCUUUCCCUCAGCCUUCCAGGCCUCUCACUUUCACAAGGUUGCAUCACUGAGUUUGAGGAUGCAGCUCCACCUUACCUCUUCAGUGGCUCUUAUCCCACUUCCUUACAAUAAUUGCUAUUUGCCCGCCCCUCUGCCUUCCUCGCCCCUCUGCCUUCCUCUCCCUUGCUUUUAUGUCUUUGUAUUCCCAACUUCUGGGAGAGGCUUGUUGAAUGAAUUGAUGAUAGGCACAUACACCUGUUCAGGAAGGCUCCUUUUUGUCUCUUCUCCUCAGGGCCGCCCAAUAACUCCAGUAUACACGGUGGCUCCAAAUGUUCAGAGAAUUCCCACUGCCGGAAUCUACGGGGCCAGUUACGUGCCAUUUGCUGCCCCGGCCACAGCCACAAUCGCCACACUACAGAAGAACGCGGCAGCCGCGGCCGCCGUGUAUGGAGGAUACGCAGGCUACAUACCUCAGGCCUUCCCUGCUGCUGCCAUUCAGGUCCCCAUCCCCGACGUCUACCAGACAUACUGAGGCUGGUGACCAGCGCGAAGACAAACCACACGAACACCACUGAAGGAACGCUUGACUAUUUAUGAAGAAGGAACCUGUUGAAUUCGCACAUGCAAUCUGAAAGUGAAGAAUGUUCGCAGAUUUAUUUCUGACAUAUUUUAUAUACAUGAAGUUUUCACUAGUUUUUUUAAGACUAUUUUCAACUUAGCAGGCCUGCGUUUAUACAUUUCCAAAAGACUUGUAAUGGUUCGUGCCUUCAUACCAUCUUUUAAAAAUUUGUAUGCUGUACUACAUUUGUAUAGAGGAUUUUGUUGUUUUUUUUUUUAAGGAUAUAUUUUCAGUAUGAAGGUUAUUUUCUUAACUUCUGCACUCCAGAGAUUUCUAUUUUGUAGUACCUUCAAUAAUAUAUCAACUAUAUAUUAAAAAAGCACACUUGAGCAGCUAGGGAACUAUUUUGAAAAAUAUAUACAAUAUUUAAAGAUACAAACAGUAGUGCUUAAAAAUACUACAUAAAACAUUAUUUUAAAGGUUAUACUGGAAAGUGCAAUUUUAAAAUGAGUAAAAUCUUUGUAUUUCUGCUGGCAUUAAGGGUUGAUGGUGUUACCAUGUAUCAUCAUGGCGGUACUAUUUUUUAAAAGAAACACUGAAUCUCUCCUUAAGCCAACAUUGAAAAGACUUGCCACACUUCUGAGUCCAAACACUGGAACGCUCUCCUUUGCCACCAUUUGCGGGGCUCAUUCUCCAUGUGCCUUAACCUUACACAUGCCCCCACUAUCCCAUCUCUCACCCUGUCCCCUCCUCCCCAAAUUCCCAGGCCCUCCACAAUGUUUGGCCAGCCUAGGACUGAUGAAUAGCUCUGAAAGAGAGAGGAGCUGGUGGCUUUUAUACUUCUUCCUGGGUUUUUGUUGGGGUUUGUUGUUUCGUUGUCUGUUUUUUGUUUUGUUUUGUUUUGGUUGGGGAAGUAUUAUCUUCUCUGUGUGCUAUUUUCAGCAGCAGAGUAAGUACAAGGUUUUAAUCGAGCUGCAUUAGACACCUUUGCCUAGCUAUUUAAUUGCCCAAUAUAAAACUUUAAUGCCAUUUCUAAUGCUUUCAUUCAUUUUUGAAGUAUGAGUUUGUAGGGACAAAGAACGUAUGUUAUCAUAGACAAGACCCCCAGAGACUCUUGUCAGCAGAAAGUUAUGCUUCUAGUUGCCUUACCAUGUUUCAUGCAAAACUGUCCGUGGUCCUCAAGGGUGUUGGAAACAUUUUGUUUAUUAAAUCUCUCUUCCCUUGCUGUGCACUUGAUGGGUGAACUGAAUUGGGGUGUGCACAUCCAGGAGGAGGAGGAGAGACCUGUAGAAGUUUAAAGAUAGUUUGUAAAUAUCUUCUAAUGCUUGUUUUUAGUCCUUUUAUGUUGCAGAAGUUCAUGGUAUGUAGUUUAAUGCAAAAUGAAACCAUUUUAUUUCAAUGUUAUUAAAAAGGUUUGUUUUAUUAGGAAGUUAAUGUAUUGUUGCAGUGUUUUGUGCCUGUUUAAAGGCUUUUGUUUAGCAGAGUGAAUGUAAAAUACAGUAAAAUGUUAAGAUUGUCAUCUACUUUAAAAAUAUGUAUAUCAACUUGGAAUUGUUUUUUAAAGGCUCAAUCAAGGAAGUGAGGUGUGCAAUAAGGUAGCAAGUACACAGUUGCGUUUUUAUGUCAUAUUAGAGAUCCAUACAAUCUUUCCACCAUGGGAUUUUUGUUGAUGGCUGAAUUCUUGUGGAUUCAUAAGAGGAUCAUGCCCUUAGCAAGUACUUUUGUUUUGUUUUAAAUUAAGAGAUUCCCAAAUGCCUUUUCCCCCCUCAUCUUGAGACGAGAUGAGUUUUUAUGUGUAAGCAAUAUUUAUUUAACUAUUCUAUAAAAUUAUUGAGUGCCUCCUGAGGCCUUUAAGCACCCCUAACAUUCCUUUCCAUCAUUCUUUUAAAUGACAUAAAGUAAUUGUGCAAUGUUCCUGAUGAUGUACCCCGCAAGCUGCAUUGAAACUCAAAUCUCUUGGAAUGAGUGACUCAACAAAAUGUAAUUUGAAUCAGAUCCUCAUCCCUUGACUAUAUGAAAAAAGUACUCUCCUUCUAGUGAAGGAUUGUCACAGAGUUUCACUGGAUGAAACCGUGACCCAGUGUUCUUACUGUAUUUUACGUAUGCCUGUAAAUUAUUUGUGAAGAAGAAGAAGAGGAGGAGGAGGAGGAAGAGGAAGAGGAGGAAGGGGAAGAGAAAGGAAGGGAGGAAGGAAGGAAGGAAGGAAGGAAGGAAGGAAGGAAGGAAGGAAGGAAAGAAAAGAAAAAAAACAAUGAUACCUUAACAUGGCAACCACCAAACUCCCUUAAAAACAAAUGUUGGUGACAUAGCUAGUUAAGUAUCAGUGAGCCUCCAAUCUGGGACUUACCUGUUCCUAUUGUUUCAAAACCAUUUCACGUACACUACUGAGAUAAGUUUAUAACUUGAAAUGUGAACUUUUUUUUUUUUUUUUAGUGUUAAGAACAAACUAUAUAAAUGUAAAAAAAAAGUUUUAGAGUUCUGUUUUCAAACAUUGCUAGUGGUUUAGUUAACUUUAGCUGCUUUAUAUUUGAAAAGCUUUUAUUUAGAUCUUGCUCCAUUUACAGUACAUUCUUAGGAUGUAUGUAGUAAAUAAAGCUUUCUUUAAAGCAAUUGCAA
Mandrillus leucophaeus (drill) is the source of this 5353-nucleotide messenger RNA. RefSeq names its product RNA binding motif protein 47 (gene RBM47). The coding region runs from base 734 to 2710 and encodes 658 amino acids. NCBI's taxonomy places the organism in Eukaryota, Metazoa, Chordata, Mammalia, Primates, Cercopithecidae. The record is from RefSeq and is a predicted model, not a curated record. Gene Ontology annotation, cellular component: nucleus. The transcript is spliced from 8 exons. Gene Ontology annotation, molecular function: mRNA binding.